Messenger RNA from Tuber aestivum (summer truffle), 3472 nucleotides. The record is from the annotation of a GenBank genome assembly. Lineage: Eukaryota; Fungi; Ascomycota; Pezizomycetes; Pezizales; Tuberaceae.
AUGGUCCAGUUACCAUUGACCUAUCCGGAGUUGUUUUUAGCCAAGAAGAUUACUCCGCCUCGUGGUGUGCUCUUCCAUGGUCCACCUGGAACCGGUAAGACUUUGAUGGCGAGAGCUCUCGCCGCGAGCUGUAGCACAGAAACCAGAAAAGUUACCUUCUAUAUGAGGAAAGGGGCGGAUUGUCUGAGUAAAUGGGUGGGUGAGGCGGAACGCCAGCUCAGACUGUUGUUUGAGGAGGCGAAGAACAACCAGCCGAGUAUCAUUUUCUUUGACGAAAUUGAUGGCAAGACUUCCUUGAUCCACUUUAUUCAAUAUGAAGUUAAUUCGUGAACAGGACUCGCCCCCGUUAGAUCUUCAAAGCAGGACCAAAUCCAUGCGUCGAUAGUGUCAACCAUGCUCGCGUUGAUGGACGGUAUGGAUGGCAGAGGACAGGUCGUUGUAAUUGGUGCUACUAAUAGACCUGAUGCGGUGGAUCCCGCACUACGCCGCCCUGGGCGCUUUGAUCGAGAGUUCUAUUUCCCUCUCCCGUCAGUGGAUGCGAGGAAAUCUAUUCUCGACAUACAUACCAGGGGAUGGAGCCCAGCUCUGCCGGAGGCAUUGAAGGAAGGGUUGGCUUUACAGACCAAGGGCUACGGCGGCGCUGAUCUCAGGGUCAGUUGGCCGAUAUGAUAACUUUCCGGACGGGAUCUUGUGCUGACGAAUACACAGUCACUAUGCACUGAAGCGGCGCUCAACGCUGUCCAACGAACAUAUCCGCAGAUAUAUAUGACCAGCGACAAGCUCGCGCUUGACCCUACCUCCAUCCACGUCACCGCUCGCGACUUCAUGCUAGCGAUGAAAAAGGUGGUCCCGUCUUCGCAGAGGUCUUCAUCCUCCGGAACAGAUCCGCUACCACCAUUUGUUGAGCCUUUGCUGAUCGGUCCUCUUGAGCAACUGAAAAAGUGCAUGGAGGGGAUCCUCCCGGAGCGCAAGCGAUUAACUGUGUUGGAGGAGGCCAUGUAUGAGGACGACCAGGAUUCAGAUGGUGGUUUCUCACGUGAAAAUAUGAUGCAAGGUUGGUAUCUAGUUGGGCUCAAUGAAGUCGUUAGCUAAUUCGUUACCCCAGAUUUCGAUCAAGCCCGUGUUUUCCGUCCCCGGAUGUUGAUCCAUGGCGCUUCCGGAAUGGGGCAACAAUAUCUUGCAGCAGCACUAUUGAACUAUUUUGAGAAGCUGCACGUUCAAGCGUUCGAUCUAGCGACCCUGGUUGGUGAUUCUGCAAGGGUAAGUGACUCCAAUCGGGCCAUGAUUUGGUCGUUUCUAACUAGUAGAUUAGUCGGUUGAAACUGCCAUAGUGCAGUUGUUUGUCGAGGUCAAGCGGCACAAGCCGAGUAUCGUAUUCAUCCCCGAUGUGGAUACCUGGUAUAGCUCUAUUGGCCAACAAGGGUUGAUCACCUUCAAGAGUUUACUGAGAAGCAUUCCGGCAAACGAUCCUGUUCUCGUUCUUGGUGUUACAAACUCUGACCUUGAGGAUUUGGACCCCACGUUGCUGCACGAUCUUUUCGGGUUCUCCAAGAGGGAUAGAUUUAGAAUUCCGAUGCCUAAUGAGGUUUGUACAGCCUUUCUAAAUCGGUGGAAAUUCCUUACUAAUGUGAUUGUAGGAGGCGCGCCGGAAAUACUUUGAUCGGUUGAUUUCUUAUAUUCAGAAGGCUCCUACUGAAUUCCCGCCCGAUCCAUCGACAAGGAGGAAGCGAGAAUUGCCAGUUUUACCCGUUGUCCCGCCGCCGCCGCCUCGUGCGAUGACUAAAGAAGAGCGCAAGGCACAAGAAGCGAAAGACAAGCAGAUCAAGAAUUGGCUUAAGAUGAGGUUGUUUUAUGCCAUAGAUACUGUUAGGUCCAAACUUAGGCGGUUUAAAAAACCUAUACUAGAGUACGAAGUGAUUAAGCACUUAUUCGAAGAACCCGAAGCCAUCUCAGAUCUCACCGCCCAAGGACCUGCAGCUAAUUAUCAAUUGCUCUUACCCAAGGAUAUACACUCUCCGCCGAAGGUCAUUGACACUACCACCGGUAAAUCCUUUUACAAUAUGGACAUGGACGUUAUUGAAGAGAGGGUUUCGAAUGGCUAUUACUGUAGUGCCAAGCAAUUUCUGCGGGAUGUGGAGUAUAUCAGGGAUGAUUGGAUGGAAUUGGGCCACAAAGAGCACAGAAUGAAAGCCAACGAGCUCCUGACACAUCUCGAGGUCAUCGCUACCGAUAUAGAAGGAAUGGAUCAAGCGAUGGCAGCCCAGUGCGCAGAAUUAUGGGCACGCGAGCGCAAGAAGAUGGAAGAGCGUGCCGAGAAGGCCGAGCGCCAGAAGCGUGCAGAGGGGGAAGCGCGCUUGGAAGCGGAAAAGACCCGUGCUUCAUUGGAUCGUCAGAGCCUUCCCGCCGAGCACCAGAUCCAAGAUGGGUCAGACAAACCGCAGGAGAAGCAGACGACCCCCACUCAUACCGCUGGAAACGGUGGAGAUGUUGGCAUCACUGUUAGCGCAAGCGCAGUCAUUUCGACCACAUUCCCUCCGUCCAAUGGGGUUGGAGGAUACAGUCAUAUCAGCUCGAGCAUGGAAGUUCAGGCAUCCCAAGUCUCCCAGAAUGAUGACCUCACGAAUACUGGCACGGGCGCCAGCAGUCGUCAGGGUAGUCCCGCGGCGCUGCAUUCCCCCCCCUCGCAGCAUACGCAGUCCAGCGAACACGCGAGCGCCUUCCAAACCGCCAUCUCCAGCAUUCCUGCCAAUCCUUCGCAGCCAUUGGCGGCAGCGACAGCGGCAGACGGGAUCCCGCAGAUGACUUCUCAACCUGGAGCUGCACUCGGCGUAACCCCCGUCACCGGAUUCUCGGCAAUCAUGAAUUACGCCUCUACGACCACCUCUGGAAAACGCACAAGCGAUGGAACAGCAGGAUUGAACUCUCAGCCGUUUUCUAAUCCUUAUAGCAACAGCAACGGCACCCCCCGCCCCAUGAACCCACCUUUAUUCCACAACUUUGGCGGAAUAUCUACCGGCGACUCUCAACUUCCUGACACUCAAGGUACUCCUCUCCUCCUUCUCUCUAUUAUGUGACUAAUGAGCGGAAAAACACAGUAGUCCCCUCCAGCUCCUCCGACUCGGCCCCUUCACAGACCUCUACCGCCCCGCACUCCCAACCCUCCUCCCAGCCCCACCUCCAUAACCCCCCCCACCCCGCACCCCCUUUCUUCGCCCUGCCCCCUCUACAAACCACGAAAACCUGUGAUCCCGCGCUCCUGGCGAACCUGCACAACCGCCUCGUCACCGAGACGGGCAGGUACACCGUUGAGCAGCUCGAGCAAGUGAGUAGCGCUUGUAUGAGCAAAGUGUGGGAAAUGCGCGUUUGCUGGAAUCGCAACGAGAUCAUCCGGGAGGUCGGUGAGGUAUUCGAGGAGGUGGACAGUGACGUGAGGGAGGGUGGCGGUGUUGGGGACGGAAGUUUUGGGUCUGCU